This is a messenger RNA of Ruditapes philippinarum (Manila clam), 3698 nucleotides long. Its product is annotated as zygotic DNA replication licensing factor mcm3-like. The coding region runs from base 85 to 2550 and encodes 821 amino acids. Lineage: Eukaryota; Metazoa; Mollusca; Bivalvia; Venerida; Veneridae. Gene Ontology annotation, cellular component: MCM complex; nucleus. Gene Ontology annotation, biological process: DNA replication; DNA strand elongation involved in DNA replication; double-strand break repair via break-induced replication. The record is from RefSeq and is a predicted model, not a curated record. Gene Ontology annotation, molecular function: single-stranded DNA helicase activity; ATP hydrolysis activity; single-stranded DNA binding. The transcript is spliced from 19 exons.
CCGUAUAAUCUCCCACGUGGUUCAUCUGGCGGGAAAUUACUGGCGCCGGUAGCGUGAGGCAAGCAAGAAACAAAAACAACAAAAAUGGAUCCCCCUGCCGAUAUAGAUCAAAGACAAAGAGAGAUACAAAGAGAAUACUUAGAUUUUUUAGAUGAUGGGGAUGAUCAAGGGAUAUAUUUACAGAAGGUUCGGGACAUGAUAGCAAAUAGUGAAGUUCGGCUCAUUGUCAACAUAAACGAUUUGAGGAAAAAGAAUCCAACAAGGGCAAAUGCAUUACUGGCUGAGGCAUUUCAGGAGUUGAUAGCACUGCAGCGAGCUUUAAAAGAGUUUGUUGCAUCUGCAGAUCCUAUAUAUAGUAAACAGCAUGAGGCAUUCUUCGUAGGAUUUGUUGGAAGUUUUGGAAGCAAGCAUGUCUCACCAAGAACACUGACAUCAAGGUUUCUUGGCAACCUUGUCUGUGUAGAAGGAAUUGUAACUAAAUGUUCUUUGAUUCGACCGAAGGUUGUACGAAGUGUACAUUACUGUCCCAAUACAAAGAAGACGAUGGAGAGAACAUACACAGAUAUGACAUCUCUAGAAGCAUUCCCCUCCAGUUCCGCAUACCCAACAAAAGAUGAAGAUGGUAAUUUAUUAGAGACAGAGUAUGGUUUAUCAGUCUACAAAGAUCAUCAAUCAUUCAGUAUACAGGAAAUGCCAGAGAAGGCCCCUGCAGGUCAGUUGCCUCGAAGUGUUGAUAUUAUUGCUGAUAAUGACCUGGUUGACAUGUGCAAGCCUGGAGAUAGAAUACAGUGCAUUGGAACAUUUAGGUGUCUACCUGGAAAGAAAAAUGGUUACACCUCUGGAACAUUCAGAACAAUUCUACUCUCAAACAACAUACAGCUCAUGAGUAAAGAAGUGUCACCAACAUUCUCUGCGGAAGAUGUGGCGAAAAUAAAGAAGUUCAGUAGACAGAAGAAUGUUGAUGUGUUUGAUGUACUUGGUAAAUCAUUAGCCCCAUCAAUUCAUGGACAUGAAUACAUUAAGAAAGCUGUGUUGUGCAUGCUACUUGGGGGAACAGAGAAAGUGCUAGCUAAUGGAUCAAGAUUGAGAGGAGAUAUCAAUGUACUGUUGAUUGGAGAUCCGUCAGUGGCGAAAUCACAGAUGCUGAGGUAUGUUUUGCACACAGCUCCAAGAGCAAUAACCACAACAGGUAGAGGGUCUUCAGGUGUUGGUUUGACAGCAGCUGUAACUACAGAUCAAGAAACAGGUGAAAGAAGACUUGAAGCUGGUGCUAUGGUGUUGGCUGAUCGAGGUGUUGUAUGUAUCGAUGAAUUUGACAAAAUGUCUGAUCUGGAUCGUACUGCUAUACAUGAGGUGAUGGAACAGGGCAGAGUUACCAUUGCAAAGGCUGGCAUUCAUGCUAAGUUGAAUGCUAGAUGUAGUGUGUUAGCUGCAGCUAAUCCUGUGUAUGGAAGGUAUGACCAGUUUAAGACACCUAUGGAGAACAUUGGUUUGCAGGAUUCUCUACUGUCACGUUUUGAUCUGAUAUUUAUAGUACUUGACAAGAUGGAUCCAGAGUUGGACAGAAAUAUCUCAGACCAUGUGUUGAGAAUGCACAGAUACAGAAAUGCUACAGAACAAGAUGGUGACGCUUUACCAUUGGGUACUGGAGUUGACAUGCUUGCUACAACAGAUCCUGACUUGGAGGAGAAAGACGACACCGAGACACCUAUUUAUGAGAAACAUGACAAACUCUUGCAUGGGCCAGCAAAAUCUAAACAACAGAAGAUAGUCAGUAUGGGAUUUAUGAGGAAGUAUAUACAUGUAGCUAAAGCAUUGAAGCCUGGCUUAACUCAACCUGCUGCUGAGUUGCUAGCCGAGGAAUACACCAAGUUACGUAGUCAUGACAGCAUGUCACAGGAUAAUAUAGCUAGGACUGCCCCAGUUACAGCAAGAACAUUAGAAACAAUGAUCCGUCUGUCAACAGCACAUGCCAAAUGUCGUCUCUCUAAAACAGUAGAUCUCGUUGAUGCCGAGGCUGCAGUGGAGUUGAUUGAAUUUGCUUACUUUAAAAAGGUGGAGAAGAAACAGCGUAAACGUCAUCGUAGUGAUGGUGAAGAUGAGGGAGAGAGUAGUCAAGAUGAAAUGGAGACUGACAGUCAAACUGAUAAACCUGCAAAGAAAAAACAGAAAGCAGCAGGUGAGAAGCGUCCUAUAAGGAAGGAAGGGGAAGAAGGAUAUGAUCCCUAUGAUUUUGAAGAAGACGAGGCAUCUGCAGAUGAAAGCCAGCCAGAAAGACCUAGAAGGAAGCCACGCGGCCAAAGCCAAGAAAGUGAGACAAUGGACACCGGAAAAUCUGGAAGUAAACAUGUGGAUGAAAAGAAAUUGAAGACUUUUAGAGCUAAACUGUUUGACUUGUUUAAAUCCGAGCAUGCACAGUCUGUGGAGAUAGACAAGGUUAAAGGUCACAUGGGUGCAGAUUUCACCGAGGACGAGGUUUAUGGAGCUAUUGAAAAAAUGAUGGACGCAAAUCAAUUGAUGUUAGCUGAUGACGUUGUUUUCCUAAUCUGAAGAGUUCUAAUAAAGACAUUGCUGACAAAACUUAAUUACAUCGGAACUUCUGUAGUAUCUUUAUUUAUUUUCAGAAUUAUGUCUGUUGAAACUACUCAAUUGACAAGUCAUAUUUUGACAUGGAUUGUUGAUAAAUUAAGAUGAAAUACAGAUGCGAUCAAGAGUGAUUGAUCAAAUUACAAAUUAUGUUUGUGUUAUUUGUUUGACAUGUAUUAUAAUAUAUCUCAUAAAAUUUAGACAAAUAUUUUUUUGUAAAGAGACCCUAUUAAAGGUUACUAAUAUGAAUAACUUGUUUCCCAGUAAUUUGAUUGUGCUGUAUAAGAUUUAUACUCUCUACAGGUGUAAGUUUUCAGGAUUAUUCUCCAAAGUGCCCCUCUGUAUAAAGCUAUUUAAAAAAUGCUGAAUCAACAAUUUUCAAGAUAACUGAAAUUUCCAAUUUUGACCCAUAGACUUGCAAAGUGUGAUAAACAGAUUAAGACAAGAACAAAAUUAUUUUAUUUGUCUGCAAGGUUGAUACUUAAACAAUGUUCUUUUAGAAUUUGUUACUAUAUAUUUAGUACACUAUGGCAAUGGAAGUGCUUGCGAGAAAGUUGUUAAAAAUAGAGCAUUUGAGAAAAAAGGUGUUUUUGGAAACAAAAAUUUGAUGGUAAAUAAAUUUGAACUGUGACGGUGAGUUCAGUUGAAUUGUGUAUUGUAUACUCUAUAUGUUGGAAUUGAAAAUGUUGCCAUACAUCAGUAGUUAAUAGGCCAGUUGUUGGAUUUAUUAAAUUCAUCCUUGUGAGGAAGUUUUUAAUGAGUAUGAUUGACUAUGUCUUGUAAAAUUCUACAAAAGAAGGCGCAUGUGUUCUUCCUCUAAGCUGGAAUUUUGCCAUAUAUAAAAAAACAAAUGUUGAGGAAAGGGAGAAAAAAAAUCUUUUUGUUAUUCCUCGUUUUUGAUACCAGUAACGUGCAUUUUGAAUAAAUAAAAUCUUUUGUUUGUAAACAUUUUUCAUUUAUAAUAUUUUUAUGAAUUUUGAAACUGUUUCUAUGGAUGAAAUAAAAUUGUGAUGGUGUUCAGGUUAUAAAUUGUGCAUAUAUAUUGAAACAGAUUUUUAUGUCAAACAUUUUGCAAAUAACUAGAAAUGAAAUAAAAACAUUUUUCAUCUAAA